Molecule: messenger RNA, 1689 nt
Organism: Serpula lacrymans var. lacrymans S7.9
Lineage: Eukaryota; Fungi; Basidiomycota; Agaricomycetes; Boletales; Serpulaceae
Exons: 5
Coding region: 127-1413 (428 amino acids)
Biological process (GO): positive regulation of catalytic activity
Cellular component (GO): fungal-type vacuole; cell periphery
Source: RefSeq, a predicted model, not a curated record
AAGAGCGUGACCGCAUCGCUUCGAUCCGCUUGUAAUAAUCCCAGCUAUACUUAACUGAACCAGCUCCUCACUCUACUCACAUAGCGCUGCGGUCGUUUGCGGCUGGUCUUUGCUUUCUUCUUCCAUAUGGCUAACGAGUCAGGGAGCGGCGGCAAGGCUUUGUCGAUACCCUCAAUGUCAACCACCAGCCUCAGUGCCAGUCAAAGUGUUCACAGUCAUGCACUGACCUUGCCCUCGAUAGCCAGGACAGUGGUUACAUCCCCUCCAUGGGCUCGAGACGAACCACCCUCGCCGACGGACAACGCAGACGAGUUGGGCAAUUCACGGCACACGGCUGAUUCUCGUCCUUCCGACGUUGGCUCCCUGAAUUCUUCGUCUGUCGGUGCAACGGGUCCUGCCCACGAUUCACAUUGGUGGACAUUCGCUAGACCUCGCCAUUCCAACAUGGACGCGCCUCAUGUGUUUUCAGAAAACGACUUUGGCCGGAGACCUUCUAUGCCUGAGAAGAAAGUAGACCGGUCAUCGUGGCUUUUGCCUGGCAAUCGACGAUCGCAGGAUGUUGCGGGAAUUUUGCCAACAGAGAAAUUAAAACUUAAUACCACCUUACCACGCCCCCUGGGGGUUGAGGAAUCAAGUCGCAACCCAACGAUACCACCACCUUCGGUGCCGUUCACGAUGUCACACAGCAUGACCCCUGGUUGGGACACCCCUUGGCAGCCUGUUACUGGCCGAGGAAAUUACUCUCAUAUAUAUAACAACGAAGAAGAGAAGCAUAGCGAUAACUCCAGUGGCAGAUCUGGUUACGGCGGAUCUGGCAAAAAGAGGCUGAGAGCAUUCAUUUUGACUAAUAUCUAUGUUCCCUUGUUAUUUCGAUUCAUCAACGUCACGUUCACUACUGCGGCUUUGGCUAUCGCGAUCCGAAUACGCAUAUGGGAACUACGCUCAGAUGUGAUGGGAAUAGUUGGGAGUUCUCCGACGCUUGUGAUUAUUUUCGCACCCCUUACUCUCGUUCAUGUCAUGGUCGCCAUAUAUCUCGAGUAUUUUGGUCGACCUGUUGGGCUCUGGCGCACUUCUGGCAAACUCGCCCACACUCUUCUGGAAGUUUUUUUCAUCUGCGCUUGGUCUGCAGCCCUUUCACUAUGUUUCGACAACUUCUUCACUUCCCUCAUUCCCUGUGCAUCAUUCUCGAGCACUUCAUGGUAUAACGAACUUCCACGGCCUCAGCUUCCCAAUGUCACUUUGACAGAUCUGGGACGUGGUGAAGGGGGUGUCGGUGAUACCAUCUGCGACAAUCAACUGGCUUUGAUCUGCUUGGUGGGUGUUGGACUCAUCAUGUACUGCAUCAACCUUGUCAUCAGCCUAUUUCGAAUUUUUGAGAAGGUAAAAUACCAUGGCGCGCGGCUUGGUGCAUAGCUGCGCGGAUCCUAGAUUUUCAUCCUGGUGUCAUUGCUUCUAUCUAACAUAAACCUAUUUCUCAUUUCCUUUAUUUUUUGUUUCGUUUUAUUUACUCCUUCAGUUUUGUCACAAUCAUGGUCCGCCUCUCAUUCCACCUUCAUAACAUCAUACCUGUACAUUCAUCACAUCUCAGCGGACAUUGUAUACCACGUAGAUUUAUCACCCGCGUCAUCUUCCUGAGAUCGGUCAAAAAUAAUAUAAACCCUCUAGCCACAUAACGAUAACAGCAAUAAU